AUGUCCACCUCACCCAAGAACCUCUUGCGUUUCGGUAUUUUCUCAACAGGAGACAUCGCUUACACUUUCACCGAAUCACUCUUGAAAAACAAUUAUGGUGAGGAACAUCAAAUUCAAGUGGUGGCCGUCGUUUCGAGAGAAUUGGAAAAGGCUCAACAAUUUGCCAAUCAUUUCUCUUCAAAAGUAACAACAACAACAGAAACAAAUUCUCUUCAAUCUCCAUCCCCCAUCAAUCCUCACCUCGAUGACAUGUCUUCCGAAGAGAGAUCGAUUAAAGCCUAUCAUAAUUAUGAACAAUUUUUCAACGAUGAUUCCAUUGAUAUUGUCUAUAUUGCAUCACCGCAUUAUUUUCAUUAUGAACAUUGUAAAAUGGCAUUGGAACAUGGAAAGAAUGUAUUGUGUGAAAAGGCAUUUACGAUCAAUGCAAAAGAAGCUGCUGAAUUAAUUGAAUUGGCAAGAAAAAAGAAUUUAUUUCUCAUGGAGGCAAUGUGGACAAGAUUUUUCCCAGCCAAUCGACAAAUGAUGCAACUCAUUAAAAAUGGAGAAAUUGGUCAAAUUACACAUAUUAAUGUGAGCUUGGGAUUUGUUGGAACAAAACGUCAACCUUCAAAGGAUCAUCGAUUGUAUAAAUUAGAGAGUGGAGGAGGAUCUUUAUUGGAUUGUGGAGUUUAUUGCAUUUCAGCAAUUAUUCAAGUUGUGAAUGGUAUUGGUUGUGAAAAAGUUUCAAAAAUUCAAUCGCUCAUGAAUAUGGAUUCACAAACUGGAACAGACACUCAAUGUAGUGCUCUGAUUGAAUUUGAGAGAUUUGAUUCUCACACCAAUUCCUCUCAACCCAUCUAUGCCACUUUUCAUUGCAGUUUUGUCAAUGAAUUUUCAAGAAUUUUAGAAAUUUGUGGCACUGAAGGAAUCAUUCAAGUUCAUAAUAGUUUUCACAGACCUACAAGUUUUACUUUAAUCAAACAAGGCACCAGUGGCAUCACAACUAAAACCUAUGAAUUUCCAAAAGACUAUCAAGAAGGAUCUGGCUUUUUCUAUGAAAUUCAACACAUUUUAGAAUUGUGGAAAGAACAUCAAAUAGAAAGUCCACUCAUGCCACAUCAUGAAACACUCGCUGUCAUGCAAGUGAUGGACACCAUUCGACAAGCUCAUCAAUUUUACUAUCCCAAAGAACACAAUCAUUAA
Messenger RNA from Naegleria fowleri, 1182 nucleotides. RefSeq lists its product as uncharacterized. The record is from RefSeq and is a predicted model, not a curated record. The coding region runs from base 1 to 1182 and encodes 393 amino acids. Lineage: Eukaryota; Heterolobosea; Eutetramitea; Acrasida; Naegleriidae. The transcript is spliced from 3 exons. Gene Ontology annotation, molecular function: nucleotide binding.